Didymodactylos carnosus is the source of this 294-nucleotide messenger RNA. The record is from the annotation of a GenBank genome assembly. Lineage: Eukaryota; Metazoa; Rotifera; Eurotatoria; Philodinida; Philodinidae.
AUGAACCUUGAUCUCACGAGUCCACGAUCAUUUGAACUAUAUGCUCGUAUCACUUCGACUCCAAAACCUGCUUUCAAAUCGCCACCAUUAACGUCUACACCGGUGAAAAAGAGAGCAAGAUCAAUUCGUUUAUCACUUUCAUCAUCUCCAUAUUACGUAUCGCAAAAAAUUUUAAAUCGAAUCGAUUUAAAACAUUUGUUAUAUUUAAAUCAGCCUGAACGUGUUCAUGUUAAACAACAGCAACGACGACAAGAAAAAUAUUAUUCAACACAAAUGAAAUUAUGGAUCGUCUAA